Molecule: messenger RNA, 573 nt
Organism: Olea europaea var. sylvestris
Lineage: Eukaryota; Viridiplantae; Streptophyta; Magnoliopsida; Lamiales; Oleaceae
Exons: 2
Coding region: 1-573 (190 amino acids)
Source: RefSeq, a predicted model, not a curated record
AUGGCUUCAAUUAGUUUUUCAGCUCUACUAUCUUCAGUGUUUACAUGGGAGAACUACGAUUUUUGGGCUGCAAAGAUAAAGGUUUACUUGAAAGCAUAUGAUCUGUGGGAGUUCACAGAAGCAGGUAUUGAACCACCUCCUCUAAGGACAAAUCCUACUAUUGCUCAAUUGAAGCAAUAUAGUGAGGAGGUUGCAAAAAAGAUUAUGACUUGUGAGACAGCAAAGGAAGCUUGGGACAUAUUGCAAGAAGAGUUUAGAGGCAAUGCAAGAAAAAGGCAAAUGCAAGUUUUAAAUCUAAGAAGGGAGUAUGAAACCUUGAAGAUGAAAGACUCAGAAUCUGUCAAAGAAUAUUUUGAUAGGCUGAUGAAAGUGGUGAAUCAAAUAAGGCUGUUGGGAGGUAACUUACUUGACAGGAGAGUUGUGGAGAAGGUGCUGAUCAGUUUGCCAGAAAAAUUUGAGGCAAAAAUCUCUUCUCUUGAAGACUUUAGAGACUUGCCUUCUAUAACCUUGUUUGAGUUGGUUAAUGCCUUGCAAGCUAUUGAGCAAAGGAGGCUAAUGAGACAGGAAGAAUAG